Messenger RNA from Pyrenophora tritici-repentis Pt-1C-BFP, 1278 nucleotides. Lineage: Eukaryota; Fungi; Ascomycota; Dothideomycetes; Pleosporales; Pleosporaceae. The record is from RefSeq and is a predicted model, not a curated record.
AUGAUCACAUCCUCGCCCACGAUAUCGCAACCUCCCUCGCCGAGCACUACCUUUCACACGCCCAGCCAUCGCCCAUACCAUGCCUCGAGACGCACGUCGACAUCCUCGCCCCGCUUUGCCGUGACCACAGCAGCAGCACGACGAUUUGACGCGCCGUCCAACUCUGCGCCGUCGCCUGUGCCCACGGUUGCGUCUUCGCCCCAGGGUCCGAAGAGGAGCUACGUCGACAGUGGCACCCAAUUCGUGUCUUCGCCUCAGGGUCAGAAGAAAAGCUACGUCGACAGCGGCACCCAAUACACCCCCGGCCUGUCCCCCACCAAUCGACCCGUCAGCCACAUCAACCUCACGACCAGCCACGGAGACGGUGACGGCAACGGCGACGGUGCCCAAACGAACGCCAUCCCGGCUCCCUUGAGCGCUGCUGCCAUUGCGUCUGAAGCGCGGGGGAUUGCCUCCGCCGCGCCUGUCGUCACGGAGCCCCCAGAGCCUCAAUUGCGGGUGACACCGCAGCCUGCUACGCCCGCGCAGAAUGCACAAUCCCAGAGUCGGCGCACGUCGCAUGAGAGCACGCGCUCGGCGGUAGAAUCGGCUGGAGUCACGAGAGAGGCAAGCACUGUCUUGCAGGUGCCUGCCUCGCCGGCGAAGAGAGCCCGGCCGGAAGAGCCGAGCGUCAAAGUUAUGCCCCUCCAGUACGAGACGUGUGACGUUAAAGAUCUCGGCAUCCUCAUAUCUGAUAUGCUUAUGGAGUUGGUACGGCUCAACGAUGGGUAUCCGCUGCGGGAUGGAACACUCACUAGGUUCCAUUCGAGAGCCCCACCAGGGAUUUCUGUUCGCGACUACCUCUCUCGUCUCAUAGUGCACGCUACACUGUCUCCACCAAUUCUCCUCUCCAUGGUCUUCUACGUCGACAAGCUGUGCGCCAUGUACCCCGCUUUCACAAUCAGCAGCCUCACCGUCCAUCGCUUCCUGAUAACGGCGGCUACGGUCGCGGCCAAAGGCUUGAGUGAUAGUUUCUGGACCAAUAGUCUGUAUGCAAGAGUUGGAGGUGUCAGUGUCCGCGAGCUGGCGCUGUUGGAGCUUGAGUUCUUGAGGAGGUUGGAAUGGCGGAUAGUCCCCAAACCAGAAGUGCUUGUGGACUACUACAAAGGCUUGGUGGACCGCGGGCCAGGAUACGUCAUGGAGAAGGAGAAAGAGAAGGAGCAGGAAAGAGGCCCAUCUGUCGACUCAGCCCAGGUCCUCUCGGCGACCGGAAUCCACACAAAUCAAUCGGGCGUAUAG